AGAGGUCAGCAUUGCACGGACUGUUGCUGUCAACGGAGGAUCUCGGGAUACGACGUGUAAAUAGUAAGAUAAGCUGCAGACUGCUUUUAUAUGUUCGAUGCACUUAUAAAGCACGAUUACUACAGUUAUCGUUGAUGCUGAGUCGGGUUUGCGGAACGGGUUUUUGAGAAGAGUUGCGCCUUGGUUUGGGAUGCGCAGUGCGUUGCGUUGCGCUGCUCACUGGGACUGCUGCAGUGUAAACAAGACUGUCCGAGGCUGCAGCGCUGCUGUCUGUGGGGGAAGAAGAUAAUCACAGAAUUCCACUGAUAGCUCACUUCUCAGCUUUAAAGAGUGAGCUGCAGUGUAACCCAGUCAGUUCUCUUUCCCCCCUCCCAAUGCGCAACGACUUCACUUAAAUUUCUGCUGCAGAAAAACUGGCCCGAGCGCUCUUUUUAAGGAUUUUCUUAUUUAAUCAAAUCGGACAUCUGUCACUCUGUACAUCUGCCACUUCUGAGCACCCAACAAAUCUCGCCGUUGGAUGGACUUUGCUGCUGAGGAACUGUUAACUCUCCGCAUAUCAGCGAAAUGACUGAGAACCAGGAAACCCCAGACGCGGAGGACAAGUCUCUGUCCGGGAGCGCGACCUUGCCGCUCCGGCCGCCGUGCGAGCGACUCUCCUGCCACAAAAGCAGCGUGUGCUCCCGCUCCUACUUCGUGGUGGUGAUGGUGUUUUUCCACGUCUACAUCAUUAACGUUAUAGCGCUGCUGUUUUACGUGCACUACAGCAGCGGGCAGGACGAUGCGAGCCGGAGUCGUGAUGCUCCGAGCGGCAGCCACCAGCCCCCGGAGUCGCGACGUCCGCCAUCAAAACCCGAGUUUCUGCGUGAUGUUUCUCUGACAAGGAUCGAGGGAAUCAGGGUGGGACAUGUCCAGAAGGUGUCACUGGUGCCGGGAAAAGUGCAUGAGAUGCGGACUCUGAGCCUGAAACCUCUGCUGUUUGAGAUCCCCGGGUUUCUGUCAAAGGACGAGUGCCGUGUGGUCAUGCAGCUGGCUCAGCUGAAGGGUCUGAUGGAGAGUCAGCUGAUGGUACAAGACGGUCAGGAGGAGCUGGCCAAGGAGCUCAACCUCAGCCCAGAGGAGAUCUUUAACCUGCUGGAUAUCAACCAGGAUGGACAGUUGCAGCUUCAUGAGAUACUGACUCAUUCACGAGUGAGGGAUGGAAUCUGGCUCACACCGGAGAAUCUGAGAGAAAUCUAUGCCGGGCUCAAAGCUGACAAGGACGAUAAUGGUUUAUUGAGUCUGGAAGAGUUCAGGCUUCUGAGCAAUGACGCCUUUCAGCGCUUCCUGCUGCAGCAAGGAGUGAAAAGGAGUCAGCUGGUGAGGAACAGUCGACACACAUGGCUCUACCAGGGCAAAGGAGCUCACCAGGUACUCCAAGACAUCAAGGCGAGGGUGACUCGCCUCACUCGCCUCCCGCCAGCAUUGGUGGACCUCAGUGAGCCGCUGCAGGUGGUUCGCUAUGAGGAGGGAGGUCACUACCAUGCCCACCACGACAGCGGCCCCGUCUACCCUGAAACAGCGUGCACACACACACGCCUCGCAGCCAACACUUCCACUCCUUUUGAGACGUCCUGCAGGUACAUCACAGUUCUCUUCUACCUGAACUCUGUUGAUGGGGGCGGGGAGACCGCAUUCCCUGUGGCAGACAACAGGACCUAUGAUGAAGUGUCUCUCAUACAGAACGACGUGGAUCUUUUGGACACCAGAAGGAAUUGUGACAAGAGUAACUUGAGAGUGAAGCCUACCAGGGGAACAGCGGUUUUCUGGUACAAUUAUCUCUCUGAUGGAAGAGGUUGGGUGGGGGAGCAGGAUGAAUACGCUCUGCAUGGAGGCUGUAUGGUCACACACGGCACUAAGUGGGUCGCCAAUAAAUGGAUCAAUAUUGAUCCGGACUACCAGCGGCAAGCUCGCUACCAGCAGUUAGUGUCACAGCAGCAAGAGGAUGAGGAUGAUGAAGGUCUGACUCUGAACACAGACGUACAGAGUCCCAGCAUCCAUCAAGAUUUGUAGCGUAUACACCAAAUUUAUACAUUUAAAAAAAAUCUUCCUAGCCUUCCUCAGUCCUGUGCACAAUGUUUCUGGUCACAUCCUUUGUGGCCAGUUUGUAGAGACAAGACUUAUUCAGGGAACGAGGUCACAGUGGGUUUAUGCAACAGUAAAGAGAUGCUUUUGUUGAAUAUUGCUUGGAUAUUGCUGUCCUGUUAUUUUUUUAUCUACUAUAAUUUUCCGUUUUAGGAGUGUUGCACUAGAGACUCAAUCAAGGAGUUGUGAUUUUUUUUUUUUAAAAACUUUCUUUUGCAUGCAUUACCUUCAAAAUGUUUUGCUGUUGCCAUGAGCAAAAAUUGCACUUGAAAACUGAAAUGACAGUCGUAAAACAUUUCAAUGUCCUACCUUGUUAUUGCUGCCAUUACCAAAAAUAGGCUCACACACUCUCAGUGUGAUGCAUGUUGCCUUGUCUUUGUUCCUCGGAUUCCUCAUUAUUUUCUUCUUGUAGAAUGCACAAACACAUGAAAAUGCACAAAGUAUUGCUCAGAUGUUCAGAUUCCAUUUUUUUUACUAUGUCAGAAUGUUCUCUCUCACUCUCCUACACUGAAUAAAGUUAAAUGAAGCUC
This is a messenger RNA of Amphiprion ocellaris (clown anemonefish), 2651 nucleotides long. RefSeq names its product prolyl 4-hydroxylase, transmembrane b (gene p4htmb). The transcript is spliced from 9 exons. Gene Ontology annotation, cellular component: endoplasmic reticulum. The record is from RefSeq and is a predicted model, not a curated record. NCBI's taxonomy places the organism in Eukaryota, Metazoa, Chordata, Actinopteri, Pomacentridae. Gene Ontology annotation, molecular function: L-ascorbic acid binding; iron ion binding; procollagen-proline 4-dioxygenase activity. The coding region runs from base 565 to 2049 and encodes 494 amino acids. Gene Ontology annotation, biological process: peptidyl-proline hydroxylation to 4-hydroxy-L-proline.